Messenger RNA from Metarhizium album ARSEF 1941, 1542 nucleotides. RefSeq names its product Glycoside hydrolase, family 1. Gene Ontology annotation, molecular function: beta-glucosidase activity. The record is from RefSeq and is a predicted model, not a curated record. NCBI's taxonomy places the organism in Eukaryota, Fungi, Ascomycota, Sordariomycetes, Hypocreales, Clavicipitaceae. The coding region runs from base 1 to 1542 and encodes 513 amino acids. The transcript is spliced from 3 exons. Gene Ontology annotation, biological process: carbohydrate metabolic process.
AUGGCAGGAACUUGGCAAAUGCAGCAGAAACGGUCCUCGGCAUCUGAUUUUCCUCCUCCCUCUGUUAUACAUAACAUUGAUACAAAGCUCGUCUGUCAGGAAAAGCAGAAUCCCAACUCCCCAAGGCCACAAGAAGUGCAUCUCACUCGCUCGAUACAAGCCACUUCGGUCGCGGACUCUUCUGUCGCGGUCCCAACAUGGCUGAAGAUACAGCAAUGGGCAGCAAGAGCUCAUGCCUCCGAAUGGGGCUUUGCAACAGCGGCUUAUCAAAUAGAAGGGCCUGUUGCGAAGGACGGCAGAGGCAUAUCCAUUUGGGAUACCUUCUGCCAUCUCGAACCAAGUCGGACCAAGGGAGCCAGUGGCGACAUUGCUUGCGAUCACCAUCACCAGUAUGAGGAAGACUUUGAUCUUCUUUCCAAAUAUGGCGCCAAGGCGUACCGGUUUUCUGUGUCUUGGUCCCGCACUAUUCCCCAAGGUGGCAGAAACGACCCCCUGAACGAACAAGGUGUUUCAUUCUACAGCAGACUCAUCGAUUCUCUUGUAAAAGGGGGGAUCACACCCUGUGUUACUCUUUAUCACUGGGAUCUGCCUCAGGGACUCCAUGACCGUCAUGGUGGGUGGCUUGAUGUUCAAGAGUCUCAGUUGGACUUUGAGCGGUAUGCAAGAUCUGCUGGGCGCCAUGCGCCAGGAAGAAGCGGCACAAACGACCUGUCAGAAGCGGGCAACAGUGCUACUGAGCCUUGGAUCGCGGGGGAAGCACAGAUUUUGAGCCAUGUUCGCGCCGGUAUUGCCUACAACAAGGAGUUCAAGCCCUCUCAGGCCGGUCAAAUUGGCAUAUCACUAACUGGUGAUUACUAUGAGCCUUGGGAUAGCACAGACUCUCGCGACAAGGAGGCUGCUAAGCGACGGAUCAAGUUACACAUCGGCUGGUUCGCCAAUGCUAUCUUCCUGGAGACGGACUACCCUAGCUGCAUGCGUGGGCAACUGGGUCAUCGUCUUCCAAUUGUCACCGAAGCCGAGUUUGGUCUCCUGAAUGAAGCAGAAAUUGAUUUCUACGGGAUGAACUACUACACAUCACAGUUUGGUCGUCAUGGAGAGGGGCACGUACCAGAUACCGACUACGUGGGCAACCUGGACGAGCUGCAGCACAACAAGCAAGGAACCCCCGUGGGCGAAAAGAGCGCCAUACACUGGCUACGUUCUUGCCCUGGCCUAUUCCGCAAACACCUGACUCGUAUAUACAGCUUGUAUGGAAAGCCCAUUUGCAUCACCGAGAAUGGCUGCCCAUGCCCCGGCGAGGAUAGCAUGGCGUGCAAGGAAGCAGUGGAUGACGCAUACCGUAUCAAGUACUUCAACUCUCAUCUGGACUCGAUAUGCAAGUCCAUUGUGGACGACGGCGCUGUCACCAAAGGCUUCUUUGCAUGGGCACACUUGGGUGAGUUCUCGACAAUUUCUCAGGAUCCGGUAGUUCACCAGCCAAAGAAUGGUCUGAUGGAUAUGGCCCACGUUUCGGCGUCACAUUCACUGAUUACAAGACCCUAA